Molecule: messenger RNA, 1137 nt
Organism: Schizosaccharomyces cryophilus OY26
Lineage: Eukaryota; Fungi; Ascomycota; Schizosaccharomycetes; Schizosaccharomycetales; Schizosaccharomycetaceae
Product: NifU-like protein
Exons: 1
Coding region: 257-1036 (259 amino acids)
Biological process (GO): iron-sulfur cluster assembly
Cellular component (GO): mitochondrion
Molecular function (GO): iron-sulfur cluster binding; iron ion binding
Source: RefSeq, a predicted model, not a curated record
UACGAAUCGCUAUUAUGAAUGCUCUAAAGCAAGAGAAGGUUAUUUGCCAAUAGCCAUCUUCAAAUAUAAACGGAUUGCUUGUUUAAUAAUUGGCGAAAACAAACCAUCAUUAUAACAUAGGAACGCUUGGAUUUUAUUGAAAGGUCUCACGCAUUACAAUUUCAAUUAGAAGCCACUUUGUUUUUUUUUUAGGGGAAUUAACAGCGAGGUUUUUAGGAAAAGGCUGCUGAAUUAAGAAGCAAUUAAGGAAUUGAUUAUGUUUGCUUUAAAAAGUUUACGUUUUUCACUCCCAAGAAGCUCCUUACAAACAGGUAAAUUUGGUCCGAGACUUUUGCGACGCAAUGCGUUUCCUCUAGCCUUUCAAAUGCCCUCAUCGCGGAGUAUAUGGAUAAGAUCAGAAGAAACGCCGAAUGAGAAUGCCAUCAAGUUUUUACCUGGACUCGAUAUACUUCCUCCCACUAUUGGCACUUUAGAAUAUAUAAGAAGCCAAGAAAUCAAUAACUCCCCUCUUGCGGAAAAGCUAUUCGAGAUACAUGGAGUGAAAAGCAUAUUUUUUGGAAAAGAUUUUAUUACAGUUUCCAAAGAUGAAUCUCAAUCUUGGUCACAAUUAAAGCCAGAUGUUUUUAGCACCAUCAUGGAGUACCUGAGCAAUGGAAACCCUGUAUUGUCGGGUGAACCAUUGAAUGGUCCUACCGACACGCAAAUUUUGGAAUCUGAUUCACAAACCGUUGCUAUGAUUAAAGAGCUUCUUGAAACAAGUAUUCGACCAUCGAUUCAGGAAGAUGGUGGCGAUGUGGAAUUUCGAGGAUUUGAUGAAAAGACGGGCACAGUCUCUUUAAAACUACGCGGUGCUUGUCGCUCAUGUUCUUCGUCCGCGGUCACUCUAAAAAGUGGCAUUCAGCAAAUGCUGAAUCACUAUAUCCCAGAAGUACAAGAAGUUAAUCAGGUCUUGGACCCUGAAGAAGAAAUUGCGAUAUCUGAAUUUGAAAAAUUCGAGAGCCGGAUUCAUCAAAAUCAGCAAAAAGAAGAAAAUUAAAGGAAUCAUUUGCUAAGGCAUGCAUUUGACAAUAUUGAAUAUGAUUUACAAAGCAAACCAAAAAGAAUUAAAUAGAUUAUGAUUAAUGAAUUAAUUUUUAC